AUGACUCGACGACUUGUUGGAGCUAUCGAUCAAGGAACAACCUCAACUCGCUUUGUCAUCUUUGAUGAGCGUGGUUCUAUUGUCACCUACCAUCAAAUGGAGUUUGAGCAACACUACCCGCAUCCAGGGUGGGUGGAACACGAUCCACACGAUCUCUUGGCAACAGCACAAACAUGUGUCGAACACGCUGUGCGUAAGCUUGAAUCCUUACCCGAUGGCUACAAAGCAUCAGACAUCGCAUGUAUCGGCAUAACCAAUCAACGAGAGACAACGAUUGCAUGGGAUACCGAAACCGGUGAGCCGCUAUACCCGGCUAUUGUAUGGAGUGAUGGUCGUACCGCUGGCACAGUGCAGGCACUUUCGGCAAAAUCGGACAAAGGCGUAAAGGCUUUACAAUCCAUCUGUGGUUUACCCCUGACCACCUAUUUUUCAGCAGUCAAGCUAAGAUGGAUGCUCGAUCAUGUACCCCGUGUCAAGGAGGCAUUGGCUCAAGGACGUUUGCGUUUCAGCACCGUUGAUACUUGGCUUAUCUAUCAUUUAACAGGUGGAGCAAAUGGUGGUAUUCUAGUAACUGAUGUUACCAAUGCAAGUCGAACCAUGCUCAUGGAUAUCCACACUUUGCAAUGGAGUGAUGAAGCUAUUCGUUUCUUUGGUUUCGAAGGAAUUCAGCUUGCCAAGAUUACAUCAUCAUCCAAAGUGUAUGGAAAAGUGGCAAAUGGUUGCCUAAAAGGGAUACCGAUUGCAGGUUGUCUUGGUGAUCAGCAAGCGGCAUUGGUGGGACAAAAAUGCUUUAACCAAGGCGAGGCCAAAAACACGUAUGGCACGGGAUGCUUUAUGUUAUUCAACACGGGAUCACAGCCUGUAUCUUCCAAGAAUGGUUUGUUGACCACUAUUGCAUAUCAACUUGGAGACGAGGCACCUGUAUAUGCAUUAGAGGGGUCCGUGGCUGUGGCAGGAUCAUCCAUUCAAUGGCUACGUGACAAUUUGGGAUUGAUUUCAGACGCCAAAGAAGUCAACACAUUGGCAUCUCAAGUUCCUGAUACAGCGGGUGUUUACUUUGUCACGGCUUUUACUGGUUUGUUUGCACCUUAUUGGCGACCUGAUGCACGAGGUACCAUUUGUGGUAUCACACAAUUCACCACGCGUUCACACAUUGCACGUGCCACACUUGAAGCUGCAUGUUAUCAAUCAAAAGCUAUUCUUGAUGCAAUGAAUGAGGAUGCGGGUACCCCUUUACGUUCACUCAAGGUUGACGGAGGCAUGUCCAACUCUGAUCUCGCUAUGCAAAUCCAAUCCGAUAUUCUUGGCAUCCAAGUGGAUCGUCCAGCUAUGCGUGAAACAACUGCACUCGGCUCUGCUAUUGCAGCUGGGCUCGCUGUUGGUGUAUGGAAAGAUGUACAUGCACUUGAUAAUGUCAACACUGAAAAUCGCACAUUGUUUACAUCCCAAAUUGAUGCAGACAAACGAAAAGAGCUAUACAGCGGAUGGCAAAAAGCGGUCCAUCGUGCUUUUGGAUGGGCCACGGACGUGGAAGCGUGA
This is a messenger RNA of Lichtheimia ornata, 1539 nucleotides long. RefSeq names its product glycerol kinase. Gene Ontology annotation, biological process: glycerol-3-phosphate biosynthetic process; glycerol metabolic process; triglyceride metabolic process. Lineage: Eukaryota; Fungi; Mucoromycota; Mucoromycetes; Mucorales; Lichtheimiaceae. Gene Ontology annotation, molecular function: glycerol kinase activity. Gene Ontology annotation, cellular component: mitochondrion. The record is from RefSeq and is a predicted model, not a curated record. Bases 1 to 1539 code for a protein of 512 amino acids. The transcript is spliced from 4 exons.